AACUGCCUUGAGCACUCUGGACAUUUCUCUGAGGGACAUCUUCAAGGAAUACUGCUCCAGGAGUUUGGAUUCCCCUCAAUCUCAAUUUCUUUCUAAGCAAAGAGUGAGAGAGACAGAGAGAGACAGUGUGUGCAUCCUGGCCUGGUUUCCUUCAGGAGCAACAGCCCCUUAGAAGAGAGAACUUGCCAAGACAAAAUGAAUGCUAUGUUAGGUGUCCUCUUUGCCUUGGCUAUCUUUGUGACAUUUUGUGAUGCUGAGUGCACAUUUUUUCCCUUGGAGAUCUCUCCAGGAGGUGAACCAGAAGGUUGCCGGGAUUCUAAAGGUGAAUUGCACGCCUUCAACACCCAAUGGGAAUCCAAUUGUAUGCGCUGUUCAUGUAAUUCAAGAUAUGGACUAGUUUGCUGCAGCAUGGUGGUAAAGCCUAAAGACUAUGACAAUGUUGCUUGCAAGGAAAUUUUCAACCAGCAGUCCUGUACAAUAAGUGUUGUAGAGAAAGCCAAUCCCGCUGUAGCCUGUAACGUCCCACGGUAUUCAGGUUAACAACUCAAUCUUCUCUUCCUGAUGUUGCUGCCAAGGUCAUUGCAUCCCAACGGAACUUGUAGAUUCUUGAAGCAAUUACCCUUUCCUUGGAAUUCAGAGCAGCAGGGCCUAGGAACCAUAUGGCCAUUACCUUGGAUCUUCAUUAUAUUGAAAACAUUGUCAAAUCUUAGGCACACUGAUUCAAACCACAAAGUGCCAUCUCUGUGGCUUCUGAGAUCCUCUAGGCAUUUAGGUUGUGCCCAUACCUCCUGUAACCUGCUGUCUGAUGGAUGCCCAAAGAAAAUAUAUUGUCCUGUAGCAUGAAAUGAAUCUGUCCUUUUCCUUUUAAAGAAUCAAUGUCCAAAUUAAGUAUAGAAAUGAGA
Messenger RNA from Vombatus ursinus (common wombat), 902 nucleotides. Its product is annotated as beta-microseminoprotein-like. NCBI's taxonomy places the organism in Eukaryota, Metazoa, Chordata, Mammalia, Diprotodontia, Vombatidae. The record is from RefSeq and is a predicted model, not a curated record. The transcript has 5 exons. The coding region runs from base 196 to 540 and encodes 114 amino acids.